Molecule: messenger RNA, 2260 nt
Organism: Vollenhovia emeryi
Lineage: Eukaryota; Metazoa; Arthropoda; Insecta; Hymenoptera; Formicidae
Gene: Uba3
Product: NEDD8-activating enzyme E1 catalytic subunit
Exons: 5
Coding region: 198-1520 (440 amino acids)
Biological process (GO): protein neddylation
Cellular component (GO): cytoplasm; nucleus
Molecular function (GO): NEDD8 activating enzyme activity
Source: RefSeq, a predicted model, not a curated record
UCUGCUGCCAGGAUCGAAAUCAGCCAUUACCUGUCAUCGAUAAACUGUCAACGGUGUCGGCGAGGAAACCGAAAACACACUCAAACGUACAAUUGCUAAACAAAGUGUUAAAGGAGACAGGAGGAAAUCUCUGUUUGAGAGAAGGAACAAACGCCGAAGAGGAGAAGGCCGAAACUCGUGCCAGUCGCUCGGCAAUUAUGAGCUCCGAUUACACGCAGAGGCGAUGGAGCAAUUUGCGGAAGGUGCUGGAGAGAUCGGGCCCGUUUUGCCGGCCGGACUUCGAGCCGUCCACCGACAAUCUGCAUAUGCUCCUGGACCACUGCAAGGUGCUCGUCGUGGGCGCCGGCGGUCUGGGAUGCGAGCUGCUCAAGAAUCUCGCCCUGAUGGGCUUCAGGCACCUCCACGUAAUCGACAUGGACACGAUCGAGCUGUCUAACCUCAAUCGACAGUUCCUGUUCCGACAUAAAGACAUUGGAUCCUACAAGGCGGAGACAGCUGCAAAGUUUAUCAGGGCCAGGGUUCCCGGUUGCAAUAUAGUCGCGCACAACUGCGAGAUACAGGCUAAAAGCGAGGCGUUCUUCCAAAAGUUCCACAUGGUGAUCUGCGGCUUGGACUCGAUCGUCGCGAGAAGGUGGAUCAACGGUAUGCUACUGUCUUUGCUCGGCUACGACAAUGGCGAGUUGAAUCAAUCCACAGUGAUACCCCUGAUCGACGGCGGGACCGAGGGUUUCAAGGGAAACGUUCGAGUUAUAUUACCCGGUAUGAACCCCUGCAUCGAGUGCACCUUGGACCUCUACCCGCCACAAGUCACAUAUCCUUUAUGUACGAUAGCCAAUACGCCACGUUUGCCCGAGCAUUGUGUAGAGUAUGUGAAGGUAAUGCAGUGGCCGAAGGAGAAUCCAUUUGACUGUGCCAUCGACGGGGACGAUCCUCAGCACAUAAACUGGAUUUACGAGAAGUCGAAUGAAAGGGCGAGUCAAUUUGGCAUACAGGGCUUGACGUACAGAUUGGUGCAGGGUGUCGUCAAGAAUAUCAUACCAGCAGUGGCGUCUACGAACGCCGCUAUCGCCGCUGUCUGCGCGACAGAAGCGUUCAAACUCGCAACCAGUUGUAGCGCGUCUUUAACUAAUUACAUGGUGCUCAAUGACCUGGACGGAAUUUACACGUACACUUAUGAAGCAGAAAGAAGAAAAGAUUGCGUGGCGUGUAGUCAAAUACCGCGAGAGAUCGAGAUCAAAGAUUCCAAAUAUAAACUGCAGAAUUUGAUAGACCUUCUCUGCGAACGGCCGGAUAUGCAAAUGAAAAAUCCCGGUCUUACGGCUAUUAUAGACGGUAAAAGUAAAACUCUGUACAUGCAAAUGGUAGCGAGCAUCGAAGAGAAGACUCGCGAGAAUUUGUCCAAGACUUUGAUCGAGUUAGGUCUAAAAGAUGGUACUGAAAUAAACGUUGCCGAUGUCACGACUCCAAGUACAAUUACUCUGAAAUUGAGAUUUGUGCAGGGCGAUAGCGCGAGUCAAUAAUUGUUCCGAGAAACUUACUUUUCAGGCAUUUCUCGUAUAAUAUAGCUACGCUGUUCGAAUUUGUGAGAAAAGUGGACCGAAAAUUAAGACGAAAUAUAACAAAUCCAAAAGUUGCUCGUACAAGAUUGCAUGUUACGUAUAUUCUACGUUUCUAUCAGAUGUCACUUUAUCGCAUGCAGGAUAUAUCGAAAUUAGCAGAGCUGCGAUUAUUUCAAUGCAGUUGCAUUGUUAACAUUAUUGGCAUUUGUUAAUUAAUAUUAGUGACCUUUUAGUGAUAGUCAAACAUGAAUACACAAGGCGUCUCAAAAUCAUCGAAGACAUCCCUUUGAUGUUAAAUUUUGUGAUUAAUCUAAAGUUGAGUUUUCUUUACUGUUCAGGCGUUGAUAAUUUUUGAAUAGUACAUAUUUGAACGAGAACUUUUUGCAAAUUAAAUUUUAAGGAACCAAAGUUAUAUCCUGCAUUUAAUUUUAAACAAUGUUAAAAAAUAUUAAGUACUUGAGACGCAAUUACGAAGAAUGUAUAAUGUAAAAUAUUAGAAUGUUGUAAUAAAAACGACAAUUUGCGUCGAUAUUUUCAUUUGAGGAAAAAUCCAAGUUGAAAACAAUCCAUCGUUAAAAGAACAUUCAACGUACGUGAGCAUUUGUGAUUUUGAGACGUAACAUAAUAAGAAAGAUCAAUCUGUAAGUCAAUAAAAAAAUACAUUUACAAUUAGUAUCUGAACAACGAAGACACGACUUAAA